Varanus komodoensis (Komodo dragon) is the source of this 3012-nucleotide messenger RNA. It is a transcript of the gene LGR6, whose product is annotated as leucine rich repeat containing G protein-coupled receptor 6. Gene Ontology annotation, cellular component: membrane. Bases 1 to 3012 code for a protein of 1003 amino acids. The record is from RefSeq and is a predicted model, not a curated record. The transcript is spliced from 18 exons. Gene Ontology annotation, biological process: G protein-coupled receptor signaling pathway. Gene Ontology annotation, molecular function: protein-hormone receptor activity; protein binding; G protein-coupled receptor activity. NCBI's taxonomy places the organism in Eukaryota, Metazoa, Chordata, Lepidosauria, Squamata, Varanidae.
AUGAAGCAUCCCACCAAGCCAUGGGAAUGUGAGCCACAACAUCACAAGAGUCCUCAGAAGAAAGCAGGAGCAGGAAAUACCUUAAGGAUCAGAAGAAAGAAGCUUGCAAAGAAGAAACAUAUGAUUGAUUGUGAACAGCAGCCCAGAGACAACGUGGAGCAGACUGUGGCUCAGACACCACUCAAGCAUGGGUUGAGUCAAAGAUCAGAAGGAGGCCAAGCCGGGGAAGGCAGACGCACGCACGGCAGGCUGGCUCCAGCUGGAGUAAGAAUGGACCGGCCGUUGCCCUGGUGGCUUUUCCUAGCCUCUUCGGGCAUUCUCCAAAGUGUGUCUCUGGAACAGGGGGCCGUGCCCUCCUGUCCAUCUCUGUGCCACUGUGAGGAAGAUGGCAUCAUGCUGUCUGUGGACUGCUCCGAACUGGCUCUUUCUUCUGUUCCUGAUGGCCUGAGUCCCUUAACAGCCUACCUGGAUCUGAGCAUGAACAACAUCAGUGAGCUGCUCCCUGGUGAACUCCACCACCUGCGCUUUCUAGAAGAACUGCGCCUAUCUGGAAAUCAACUCUCUAAGAUCCCGGGGGAAGCAUUUUCUGGCCUCUACAAUUUAAAGAUUUUGAUGUUACAGAACAAUCAACUCAGUCGGAUCCCAGCAGAGGCUCUGUGGGAUCUUCCAAACCUUCAGUCACUGCGUCUGGAUGCAAAUUUGAUCUCUGUGGUACCAGAGAAGUGCUUUGAGGGGCUGCCCUCCUUACGCCACCUUUGGCUGGAUGACAAUGCCCUGAAAGAGAUCCCUGUCAAAGCACUCAAUAACCUGCCAGCACUUCAGGCCAUGACACUGGCACUCAAUCAGAUCUGGCAUAUUCCUGACUACGCCUUCCAGAACCUCACCAGCCUUGUGGUACUACACCUCCAUAAUAACCAGAUCCAGAACCUGGGCAUACAUGGCUUUGAAGGACUCCACAGUCUGGAAACUCUGGACCUGAACUAUAAUGAGCUGGUGGAAUUUCCAGUGGCCAUUAGGACGCUCGGCCGGCUUCAAGAGCUGGGUUUCCAUAACAACAACAUCAAGGCGAUUCCAGAGAAAGCAUUUGCUGGGAAUCCAUUACUCCAGAUUAUGACUUUGACCCGGGCUGGGAUCCAUUUGCUUCCUGGUGGGAUGUGCCAGCAGCUGCCCAGCCUGCGCAUCCUUGAGCUCUCACACAAUCAAAUUGAGGAGCUGCCCAGUUUCCAUUACUGCCAGAGGCUGGAAGAAAUUGGCCUUCAGCACAACUGCAUCCACGAAAUUGGAGCAGACACUUUCAGGCAGCUCACGGCCUUGCGCUCCAUAGACCUGAGUUGGAAUUACAUCCAGUCUAUCCACUCUGAGGCCUUUGUGACCCUCCACUCUCUUGUCAAGCUGGAUUUGACAGACAAUCAGCUGGUGACGCUGCCGUUGGCUGGUCUGGCUGGACUGACUCAUCUGAAACUGAAAGGCAACCCUGCACUCUCCGAAUCCUUCACUAAAGAAAACUUUCCCAAGAUGAGGGUCCUGGAGGUGCCCUAUGCCUACCAGUGCUGUGCCUAUGGAGCAUGUGGCAAUUUCUUCAAAGAUUCCAGCCCGUGGGAUUCUGAGGAUAUGAGUCCUGAGGAUGAGGAUGGCCACAAGAGGACCUUGGGACUGUUUCCAGGCCACACUGAUAAUCACUAUGACCUGGAUAUGGACGACUUCCAGUUGGAGCUUGAGGAUUCAAAGCUACACCCCAACAUCCAGUGCACACCAAGCCCUGGUCCUUUCAAGCCCUGCGAUCACCUGUUUGAGAGCUGGGUCAUCCGCCUGGGUGUCUGGCUGAUCACCUUGGUCUCCAUCCUGUGCAAUGGACUAGUCAUGGUGGUCGUCUUUGCCUCACCUGGCUAUCUGUCCCCUGUCAAGUUUGUCAUUGGUGCCCUUGCUGGAGCCAACAUGCUGACAGGCACGUACUGUGCCAUUCUGGCUUUCAUGGAUGCCAUCACUUUCGGUCAUUUUGCAGAAUACGGGGCUCGGUGGGAGACAGGUGCAGGGUGCCAGGUGACUGGGUUCCUCUCAGUGUUUGCUUCAGAGGCUUCGAUUCUUCUCUUGACCUUGGCUGCUGUGCAGUGCAGCCUUUCCGUGUCAUGCAUGAGGGCAUAUGGGAAGGUCCCAUCUUUUGGCAUGAUCAAGGCAGGUGCCCUGAGUUGCUUGGCGCUCUCUUCAGUGGCUGCAGCACUGCCUCUCUUCUCUGUCAGGGAGUAUGGUGCAUCCCCUCUUUGCCUACCCUACCCACUCCCAGAUGGGAAGCCUUCCAUGCUGGGAUACAUGGUGGCCCUAGUGCUGGCGAACACCUUCUGCUUCCUCAUUAUCACUGGGACAUACAUCCGCCUCUAUUGCAACCUGCUGAAAGGUGAGUUUGACUCUGUCUGGGACUGUGCUAUGAUCAAGCAUGUUGCAUGGCUCAUCUUUAUCAACUGCCUCCUCUAUUGCCCAGUGGCCUUCCUGACCUUCUCUUCCAUGCUCAGUCUCUUCCUCAUCACCCCUGAAGUCAUCAAGUCUGUGCUGUUGGUGGUACUUCCCUUACCUGCCUGCCUCAACCCCCUGCUUUAUCUGCUCUUCAACCCCCAUUUCAGAGAUGACCUGAGACUCCUGAGGCAGAAGAGCCAGGCCCAGGAAAGCUGCACCCAGUCUUAUGUGUCCGAGGACACAGAGAAGAGCUCAUAUGACUCCACUCAGGCUCUUGUUGCUUUCUCUGACAUGGAUCACAUAUUUGAGGCACCAGACCUCUUUGGAGUGCCUCCUAGGUGCUCAUCAGUUCUUGAUGCCUACAGCUUCCCCUCGGUGACUCUCAUUCCAUGCCAAAAAAAGGCAGGUGCCAGAGGACAUGACAGUGUCUUCUCCACCCACCUUUCCUGCCUUGCUGAUGAUGAGCUUCUCAUUGCAUCGGAAAGCAGAGACCAAGCAAGGAACAGCCUCCAUAUUGCCUUCUUCCCCACGCCACCUGCACCAGCCUUUACAUCUCACUUGUAA